Esox lucius (northern pike) is the source of this 6918-nucleotide messenger RNA. RefSeq names its product zinc finger, MIZ-type containing 1a (gene zmiz1a). NCBI's taxonomy places the organism in Eukaryota, Metazoa, Chordata, Actinopteri, Esociformes, Esocidae. Gene Ontology annotation, molecular function: zinc ion binding; SUMO ligase activity. The transcript is spliced from 26 exons. The coding region runs from base 567 to 3926 and encodes 1119 amino acids. Gene Ontology annotation, biological process: regulation of transcription by RNA polymerase II; protein sumoylation. The record is from RefSeq and is a predicted model, not a curated record.
UGGCCGGUCAAUCCGGACGCGUGAGAGUAGGCUAUUCUAAAUCGCUCCCACCAACACCUGAAUCUGGGACACAUUUUGUCAGCAGCCGCGAAGCAUGGCUCCUUCUGUGGUAACUGAAUAGCCAGUGUAAUUUGACACUUCAACUUGCCGUGGUUCUCUACGGUAGUUGAUUCAGUCACUCACACACACACACACACAUCAACGCUACCUUGGGUGCUUUUUCUUGUAUCUGUGAAGUGGAAAGGAACGCAGUAUACACGAGAUUCUGAAAAACAAACCGGAUUUCUUCUCCAAGCCGAGGUUCCAAGAUAAAAGUCUGGUGUACACGGACGGCCAGUGACGACCACUCCUGAAGGAUAUAACUCACAUGAAGGGAGGGGUGGGGGUGAGGGGGAGGUUGUGACAUCACUCCCAGCCCAAGUCAGCGUUCGAACCGGCAUGUUCUAUGAUUGAUGAGGAAGUAGCGAAGGCUUUGGUUAAUAGGAAACUCAGGAACCUCCCUCUCCGCUGAGUGCUGAGUGUUGAUGGCGUUGCGUUAGGCUAGAGGACAGGAAGCAGUCAUCAAGAUGAACUCAUUGCCGUCGAUGGAUCGGCACAUCCAGCAGACCAACGACAGGCUGCUGUGUAUCAAACAGCACUUACAGAACCCGACCAACUUCCAUACAGCAGCAACAGAGCUGCUGGACUGGUGUGGAGAUCCCCGAGCCUUCCAGAGACCCUUCGAACAAAGCCUCAUGGGGUGCCUCACGGUGGUGAGUCGUGUGGCAGCCCAACAAGGCUUUGACCUGGACCUUGGCUACAGGCUGCUGGCUGUUUGUGCUGCUAACAGAGACAAAUUCACGCCCAAGUCUGCAGAAACCAACACCUGCAGGAGAUGUCAGAGUGACUCAGCCCUGCUGUCAUCGUGGUGCGAGGAGCUCGGUCGCCUCUUGCUGUUGCGUCACCAGAAGAGCAGACAGAACGAGCCGCCCCAGGGAAAAGUACCCAUGCAGUCCAGUAUGAACACCAUGAAACCGGCUGGAGGUCUCUCACAUGGUGAUGGGCCAUUUCCCUACGACUCAGUCCCAUGGCAACAGAACACAAACCAGCCUGCUGGGUCAUUGUCGGUAGUUACCACCGUAUGGGGUGUGACCAACACAUCACAGAGUCAGGUAUUGGCCAACAGCUCCAGCCAUAUGAAUCCGGGAGGUAACCCCAUGGGUCAGGGUAUGUCCGGGGGUCCGGCCGGCCUCAACUCGCCCCAGUUCCCCGGCCAGCAGCAGCAGUUCCCGCCCAAGGGGGGCCCUUCCCAGGGCUACAUACAGCAGGGGAUGUAUGGUCGGCAGGGCUACCCGGGUGGAGGUGGCUACAGUGGCAGUUACCCAGGGGGUCCUAACACUCCCCCGGGGGGGAUGGGCGUGCCCCAACACUCCCGCCAGGCUGGCGACUUCACACAACCAGCGGCUGCUGCUGCCGCCGCCGCCGUUGCCGCCGCCGCCGCUACGGCAACUGCCACGGCAACGGCUACUGUGGCAGCCAUGCAGCAGGAGACCCAGAACAAAGAAAUGAACCAGUAUGGACAGAUGUGUUCCUCCUUCCAGAUGGGCCCUGCCCAGGCCUACAACAACCAGUUCAUGAACCAGCCCGGCCCCAGAGGGCCCCCUGGAGGCAUGAAUCCAGGCGGCAUGAACCAGGCCAUGAACAACCCCAGCAUGGGUGGGCCUCCCAUGGGCAUGAACCAAGUCCGAGCCCCAGGCAUGGGGCCUUUCGGGGCCCACGGACAAAGGACUCCCCAGCAGGGCUACGGAGGUCCUGGAGGCCCCAGGCAGGCCAUGCCAAUGCAGGGCAUGAAGAGGCCGUACCCAGGAGAGCAGAACUACGGGGGUCAGCAGUACGGUUCAAAUGGUCAGUUCCCUCCCCAGCAGGGUCAGUACCCUUCCUCUAACCCAUCCAGACCGAUGCCUUCCCCCAAUUACCCCGGCCAGAGAAUGCCCGGGGGGCAGGGAUCGGGCCAGUACCACCCUCAAGGCCUGCCCAUGGGACAGUUCUAUAAGCAGGAGCCAUUCAGUGGUCAGGGCAACAGCUUCUCUGGAGGGGGAUACCCAUAUGGCCAGGGCAAUGGGGCCCCCCGGCCGGGUAACUACCCCCACUCGCCGGUGCCUGGCAACCCCACCCCCCCCAUGACCCCUGGGAGCAGCAUGCCGCCAUACCUCUCGCCCAACCAGGAUGUCAAGCCCCCGUUCCCGCCCGACAUGAAACCAAAUUUGACAGCGCUUCCACCUCCCAAUACAGUAAAAAGGAAAGCUGACGUCCUGUCUUCCUGUCCUGUCUCUCCGCUCCAAUCAGCCAAUCCCAACGAGGAGUUGCGGUUGACGUUCCCAGUCCGGGACGGCGUGGUGUUGGAGCCUUUCCGGUUGGAACACAACCUGGCCGUCAGUAACCAUGUCUACCACCUACGACCAUCAGUACACCAGACCCUCAUGUGGAGGUCAGACCUGGAGCUGCAGUUCAAGUGUUAUCACCAUGAAGACAGACAGAUGAACACUAACUGGCCCGCCUCUGUCCAGGUCAGUGUCAACGCCACACCCCUGACCAUCGAGCGGGGUGAUAACAAGACGUCCCAUAAACCUUUGCACCUGAAGCAUGUGUGUCAGCCUGGCAGAAACACCAUUCAGAUCACAGUCACUGCCUGCUGCUGUUCGCAUCUGUUUGUGCUGCAGCUGGUCCACAGACCUUCAGUCCGCUCCGUUCUGCAAGGACUGCUGAAGAAGAGACUUCUUCCAGCAGAACACUGCAUCACCAAGAUUAAGAGGAACUUUAGCAGUGUUGCGGCCUCGUCGGGUAACACCAAUCUGAAUGGAGAGGACGGCGUGGAACAGACCGCUAUCAAAGUGUCCCUCAAAUGUCCAAUCACAUUUAGACGCAUCCAGCUGCCCGCCAGGGGCCACGACUGCAAACACGUACAGUGUUUUGAUUUGGAGUCGUAUCUGCAGCUGAAUUGUGAAAGGGGGACAUGGAGGUGUCCUGUAUGCAAUAAAACAGCGCUGUUAGAAGGCCUUGAGGUGGACCAGUACAUGUGGGGAAUCCUCAAUGCCAUACAGAAUUCGGAGUUUGAGGAGGUGACCAUUGACCCAACAUGUAGCUGGCGACCAGUGCCCAUCAAGUCUGACCUCCAUAUUAAAGAAGACCCGGACGGACCGCUGGCAAAACGCUUUAAGACUAUGAGCCCUUCCCAGAUGACCAUGCCUAAUGUCAUGGAGAUGAUUGCCCAGCUGGGCCCUGGCCCCUCCCAUUACCCAUCAGGCCCUGCUCAGCACGGGGUUGGUGGUGCCGGGGGCAACCCAGUGGAGUACGGUGGCCCGAGAGGCCCAGGCAACAGUUACCAUGGCCACGGGAACUUUGACUUCCCACACGGUAACCCCUCGGGUGGGGGAAGUGGACCAAGAGGAGGGGGAUCGCCCUUGAGUGACUUCAUCCACCCCCCUCAGUUGUCCCACCCCCCAGACGUCCCCGGGGGUCUCCUAUCGCAGGACAAGCCCCUGAGUCAUGGAAUCAGCGACCCUAUGUCUCAUCCUUCCAACACUGAUCAGUCCCAUAAUUCCAUGCAACAGCAGAGCUUGCACGCGCCUCCUCACCCCAACAGCCAAUCGUUACAUCACAGUGGCAGCCAUUCAGGGCAGUCGUUACAUCACGGCCAAUCAUCGCAGCCCCCUCGCCAGCAGGCCCUGCCUCCCCAGCAGCAGCAAGGCCAGAACAGCCACCCGCAUGGCGAUCUGAACUUUAACCCCUCUGGCAUCGAAGGUCAAAUGAGUGGUGACAUGCCCGAGCCCUCUCUAGAUUUGCUUCCAGAGCUGGCCAACCCAGAUGAGCUUCUGUCCUAUCUGGACCCUCCAGAUCUCCCCUCCAACAGCAACGAUGACCUCCUCUCCCUCUUUGAGAACAAUUAACCCUUUGCCACCCUCACCCCUGAAGCCAAACCCAAACCACACACACAUACAAACACACACAGCCCAGUCUGUACUCUGUAGGGUCCAGGGACAUACCUUUGUCCUCAUAUGGACUAGAAGUGGGGACGCUUCCCUGGUGUACUGACCCAAAGUGUAGUGCACUUCCCUAUGUGAUGCAUACCCAGGGUUCAAAGUUCAAACCCUCAGUCAGGUCACACCUCCUACACACUUGGGAACACUGUCGGCCCCACACACACACAUACACACACAUUGUUUUGUGAAAGGUGGCAUCGGAGCAACACCGAAUCCCCCGUCAGAUGAAUAUGAUGAGGAUGACUGUGUGGCAGGAGUGGACACUGUGUGACAGAGACAGACAGGAAAUGGGAAAUGCACUCAUGACCUCACUUCCUCUUCCUCACGCACACUCUUUCUUAUGUAAAAACUCUUUGCACUCCGCUGCUGUGGAGCUCCUCUUGCUGACAACAACACUACACUGACAGCCAUGUUGGCUGUCUGGCCCUCAACUGAUAUCUCUUGACUUUUUGAACGAAAACUGUGCAGCUAAUAAUAAAGUUCUAUGUGUAUGUCCUCACACAGACAGAACUCUGUGUGGGCUUCUCAUUUAGGAAAAAGUGUUGUAGCAUUUUCUUUUAAUCAUCCUUAUUUGCCCCUUAUAAAAAAAAAAAGAAAAAAAAAAGACGUGAAUCGCAAAGAGAAGUCAUAUUUUUGUCCUGGCUGGUGUUUCUAUCUAUUCACUUUUUGACGCGUGUUCUUCCAUGUCCUGACCCCAUUUGCAACCCAACAUUUCAACCCUGAAUAUUGACCCACAGUGUGUUCCUAUGACCUCUGACCCUUAGCUCACAGUGUGUGUUUCCUACGGAACGUCAAGUCAGUCAGCGCUGGAUUAAUUCCACUCAGCCUCCUGGAUCACAACGGUCAGAGCCCCACACCUCACCACAUGCAUAGGUAGAGCCCUGAGAGGAGAGGCCAAGGCCUGUGGAGGAGUAUCCAAAUCUGAAGCUGCUAGCUCGACCCAAACCGGUCCACAGGAUAUUACAUUGCGAUGCCAUUUUGGACCAUUUCCAAAUAUUUUAGUUUUUCGGUCACAAUGAUGAGAAUUGUGAGCGUGCGUGUGUGCGUGUGUGUGUGUGCGCGUGAGUCUGGUUGUUUGAGUGACUGUGGGAGACGUCAAGAGAGGAUGAGAGUAACGAAAAAGUCCGUCCCUAUAUAGUCUAUCAUAGCCAGACACAGCUAGUGUUGCAGAAAAUACUUGCCCAUUGUAAUAGAGCCAUAUUGCCUGUUUCUCCCUAUUUAGCAUGAGUCUUCCUUUGUUCCACAGGCCUUCAAUUGCUCCUGUAACCAUACUGUAAGAGUUGGCCAUGUGUAAAGAGGUUCUUGUGUGCCAAUGGCCUAAGUUCUAUACUAGAUGGAAACAUUCUUGUUAUUAAAAGUUUCUGGCUUUUGCAUUUUUUCCCCCCAUUGUGUUUUAAUUUAACAUGAUCUUGAAAAGUAAUGAUUUUGGUUAAUGGUAAUGUACUGUCUAAAUGUUUCUUUCCGUGUAUGUUCCACUUUAAAUGUUUGUUGGAAAAUGGGCAUGUGUGAUCCAUAACCAAAGUUAUCCCAGAGUUUAUAGAAGGGGUGGAGUUGGAAAUCUACUAUAAGAAUGAGAUCCAUCUAUGCUAUACGCAAACACCUAGGGAACCCAUCCUUUUUUUUUAAAUUUUGUACAAGAUCGUAAGGUUUAUUAUUCUAUCCUCAUAGCUUUUUUUUGACAUUGUUUUCCUAUUUUAAGUUAUUUUGUUUAUCUAUUCAGUGACUUUGUGAGAAUAAUCAUACAGUCAUUGGUUUACAACAGAACCUGUAGCCUGCAAAAUGAAAUGGAAGAUUUCUAGAUCAGUUUAUGGAUAUGAAUUUAUGAAUAUUUUUAGGACUUAGGAAUGAUUCCUAAUGAUGGUUGAGUCACCAGUACAGAGCUGACCUUAUGAUCCUUUAGCCUGUCUGUCUGUGUCUGUCUGUCUGUCUGUCGAAGACAAAGCACUGCCACCGCGAGGUAUUUUAAUUCCCCUACCCUGUCUUUCUGUAGAUUUAUGUAAACAUGAUGCUGAAGUCUGGCCUAUCAACAUUACACUCUAUACUCCACAUAGACGUUUGAGCCUUGUCCAAACUGUAGCUGUACAGUCAAUGGACAUGGGUUGAGUGUGUUAGAGGAUGCAAUGUAUUUUCAUUUAGAAAAUGGGAGCUAUUGUGACCCCACCCCUCUCUAUUGCAUCACUAAAAUGUAGGAGGAGAGAGGGGAGGGGCCAGAGGGUUUAAAGGAUGCAUGUACAUAAUGUAAAUGACAAAUAGAGAGACAUUAACUUACAGAAAUGUAGAACUGUUCCCCAUGCAGGGAGCAAUGAUGCACAUUGUGUAUUUAGAAUUUGUAAAGUUUGCAUCCUCCUGUCAGAAGAGGCUGUUGAUUUGUGGGAAAAGGAGUCUGUGUUUGAUAGGCUGUACAGUUCUCGCUCUUCGACCACACUUGUUCAUUUAAUAUGUAAGAUACUUUAUUAUCUACUCCUCAAACAUGGGUGAGUUGGAAAAAGAAAAAAAGACAUUUGUUUCCCUUUGUGUAAAAUUCAACUUCUGUGUAUUUCUCUAUUACCUGUGUACUUUAUAAAGGUGCUACAACAACAAAAUAAUAAAGAUUCUGAGGUAUAAAUCGGGACGUUGGAACCAUAAGUGGUUUCUAAAGAUUGUUGAUACCAAAUUUACAGUUUGUACAAUUUUGGCAACCGUUUUUACUCAAUUAGGCAAAACAUUACUUCCAAGGUACAAUUUGAAGUGAUUGGCACACCAAGUGGCAGUUGUCUCUUUUUGUUUUGUACAUUCUGUGUACAAUCAUUUCAUAUUCUAAACUGGUCAUUAAAAAAUUGUGAUUUUUAGUCUUGCAUUACUGUAUGUAGGUAGAUGUGACAUCCUAAUAUUUAUCUAAUAAAUAUGUAUUCAGAUGAAA